Molecule: messenger RNA, 10189 nt
Organism: Diorhabda sublineata
Lineage: Eukaryota; Metazoa; Arthropoda; Insecta; Coleoptera; Chrysomelidae
Gene: Ncoa6
Product: mucin-17-like
Exons: 13
Coding region: 673-5145 (1490 amino acids)
Biological process (GO): positive regulation of transcription by RNA polymerase II
Cellular component (GO): transcription regulator complex; histone methyltransferase complex; nucleus
Source: RefSeq, a predicted model, not a curated record
AUGACGAAUGGCGUCAAGUUGUUAUUGUUGAAAGCGUUUAAUUAUUUGUAAUAAGAUUAUGAGUGCUUAUACAAUCUUUUUACAUAAAAUUGUACAGUAUAGUGACCACCUAGUUUAGUUAUAAAAGUGUUAAUCAAGACUUUUUAACUGGAUUCUUCAUUUGAGUGUCAAAAGUAUGUCACAUAAAAUGGGGUAUAUAAUGUUUCUUGCCCGUAAGCAAAUCAAUUUCCGUCUUAAAUAUUCCCACCUGUGUAUGAGAGGACGUGUGCACAUUCUGCAGAGUGAAUUUAUAUAACUAUAUUUCUUUGAUUUUAAAAAUUUCAAUGUGUAAAUUCAUUCGUGAACUGUGAAAAUACGAUUGGAACACAUGGAAUAACACUCCCCCGUCAAAGAAACAAGAUGGCUGCGAUCAUAUCCAUUUUCUUAUUUUCCUAUAUUACUGCUCGAUAAUUGAUCAAAGCUACUGAUUUAAUGUGUAUUGAGAUAGUAAACGUGCAAUUCAUGAAGAUUAACUUACAAUUAUCUCUUAUAAAUUAUCUUUGUGUAUGCAAAAUGAGUGUAAUGUCCGUUCAUGACAAUCUUAUAAACAGUGCCUAAAAUGUGCUUUGGAUGGCUCUUAUUCAGUAUGUGAAUAUAAAUAAGAACAAUUGUGGCUCAUCAUGCCAGUUUUAAAUGGCAGCAAACAGUGACGGCAAAAUUGAACUAUCUACUAUUUUAACCUGUGAAGGGGACCUGUCCGAUCCCAGGUUCCCUACACAGUUGAAUUUAUUGGUGGACAGUUUAAAUAACAUUUUGGGUGAAUCAGUGAAAGUUCACAAACUGGAGCCCUGGAACUCUGUGCGUGUAACGCUGUCUAUUCCUAGGGAAGCAGCGUUACGCCUUAGACAACUAGCUAAUGAGGGUUCUCAACAUCUCAGGGCUCUUGGAAUACUUAGUGUUCAAGUUGAAGGGGAUCAAGUGGUAUCAUUGCGGCUAGCUACAGGUGGACGUUCAGAGCCUCAAGAAAUAUUUUUGAGGACAUCUCAAGAUGGAAGUAGCAGCUCAAGUCAUCAUGAAUCUGAACUAAGUAAUUUUCUACAAACGAAUGCUACAUCAUCUCCUACUAAUAGCAACAAUGUACAAGUGCAAUUUAAAUCACCAAAUGUUGUGUGUCCCCCAGAUUCAGUGGUACCAAAAGUAGGUGCUAAUACAGCACCCUCCAACAAUGUGUCUAGUAGUAAUAAGGCAUUUGUUGGCCCAUUUCCUUUUGCUAGCAUGAACCAGGCAAUCCAUAGUAAUCGAGAGACUCCAUUUAACUCAUUACCACCUCCAUAUCCUGCAAAACAUCCUCCCGUAACAAUAUCAAGCCCUCUUCUUGUUAAUCUUUUACAAAAUGAUGGAGCAAAGGAAUCCUCCAACUCUGGCGCAUGCAUUCAAAAAUCAAUGCCUGUCAGGACUAUGGUUUCAUCAUCUGAUGUAUCAACUACUACAACAAAUUCGGGGCCAUCAAACUUCCCAAUUAAAUCUAGCAACAGCACCAUUUCUUCUUCACCCUCUAAUUCUUUGUUGACAAAUACUACUCAGGCUAAUGUGCUAGUUAAUAGUUCAAUAUCACCAAGCGCCUUAUCAACAAAUACUUCCAUUAGGCAAAAUAGCACCAUAAUGACGAGUACAACAGAUAUGGUAAAUAAGACGCCCCCGCCUCCUCAAUACCACAGGACAUUGUCAUCUACAAUGAUCAAGCAGAGUCCUGUUACUGGGCAUCACCAUAUAAAUACCAUAUCUUCAUCUUUACCAAAUAGUUCGCUAACCCAAAACACUUCUGUAUCUCAUGGAACACAAUCAGCAACUGUGCCUCUACAACAUAAUAUGUAUCAACAGCUCACGGUUCCAUCACAACAACUUAAAAAUUCAGUUUCUAGUAAUAUUGUUAAUUCCUUAUCUCAACCAAAUAUCGUAUCAACAGUUAAACAUCAAUUAACUCACAAAACGGUUACCUCUUCAAAUUUUGUAAAAUCACCUUCUUCAGUCACAAAUAUGCCAAUGACAAAAACUACUCCUCAAAGAAGUACUCUUUCAAAUAUGAUACAUCAGCCUGUUAACAAUACUCAUUUGAAAUUAAGUACACCACCUAUUUACUUAUCUCAACAAAUAAAAAAGAAUUUUCCUCAAAAUGUAAUCAAUUCAUUAUCACAACCUGCCUCUGUAGCUUCUCCCGUAGCAAAUGCAUUAGAUUUGCCAAGUUCCAGUCAUAGUUUCAAUAAUAUCAGUUUAAGAAAUAUGCCUUCACCUCCACCAUACUCUGUAGCUAUAUCUAGACCGUGGGAUUCUCUUGUAAAUAACAGUAACUCAUUACUUGAUUUAACUCCAACAUUAACAGAUCUAAAACCAGAUGAUUUGGACGAACUGCUACCGAGUCUCGAACGAGAACUCACACAUAGCCCUCUACCUGAUUUACCAGAGGAUUUUCUUGCCGUUCAUUCAAAUAUUAUAUCUACAACUGAUGACUUACAGUUAAAUGAUAAUCGGAAAUUUCUCAUCAAUCCUCUGACGGGAGAAUUGGAACCACAGUCAAGUGGAGAAAGUGAUACGGAAGAGUUGAAAGACGUUUUCACAGGAUUGCCUUCACCGGCUAACUUGUCUGACGAAGAUACUUGUUCGACCACUAGACCCGAUACGACUACCGAUCAGAGCGAUAGCGAGACGCGUUCCAGUGAUACUACAUCAAAAUCUGUAAGGUUGAAAAAUUCAAAACCGAGAGAUAGGGGUAGAGAUUCACCUGCUUUAAAACCUGAGAAAAUAAAGUUAAGAUUAAAGCUGGAGAAAUCAGAGCCUAUAAAUCAGGCAUAUAAGGUGGAUGUUAGUUUUGUUAACCAACAACCUAAAAAAGCAUCGUCAUCGUUAAUAACAGCAGCUGAAGAGCUUCGAGUACCUCCACUUCAUAUAUCACUGAAAGGGAGGAAUUCCGCUGUAAUAAAAAAUAAAAAUAAAGUAAAUCCUGAUGGUACUCCUCUGAAAUUAAAAUUGCCAUUACAGGUUAGAAAAAAUCAGGAUCACAUCAAAUUGAAAACCACUGAAGGAAAUAGUGUUAUGAAUUCCACAGAGGAUAUUGGAAAUAUCAAUUCAUUGAUGAUGGAUGUACCUUCUUCAAUUAUUAGUGCUGAAAUUAAAGCAAGGCUUGCUACAAUAGAACAGAAAAAAAUGAAAAAACUGAAAGCUAAUAACGAACAUAAGGAUUUAAUUGCUAGUCUGUCCCAGGAUAGUGAUCUGAAGUCAAAAUUUGUGAUACAUAACCAUUACAAAGAAAAACAGAAAGAACGGCGAGGUAGUGACUCGGAAUUGGUAAAAUCCAAGAAAUUUCUUGACGGCAACGCCAUACCCGAUGACAAGAAGCGAAGGUUAAGCCAGUCUGAGCAACCAGAAGAUGACCAACCAGUUUUAGGUUCCACAAACGUUGGAACUAUCACAGGAUUGCCACAAAAACUGAGAAAAGACAAAGUAAAAUUCAAAGAUGUAUUUAAGCGAGAUGCUAUUAAAAAUAACAAGAUUUUCAACAAAAGUUUUGGUGAAAAGUUGCAGACAAAGUCAGUAACUUUACCUACUGCUGGAGAAAUGAAUAUGGAGGCAAAAUUCAAACAAGGAUUACUUGAGGGAACUGGAGAAAGGGGUAUCCCAAGACCACCGCAUCGAACUGAAAUUGUCAACCAUCUUAGUACAGAUCCUAUUAGAAUAGAUACACCAGAAGUAGCCAAAGUUAUACCUGAUACUGCUCCUUUAAAAGAAAAAUCGCCCGAACCAGAUAAAUGCAAUACACCUAAUAGAAAAUCUGUUGAUUUACCUGAUAAACCUGUCGUGACGAGCGUUGUAGGAGGCAAUAGGUCACCAACCUCAGGAGGUAAUCAAGGUGAAGAUAGUGGGAUUGAAAGUAUGGAUGCCCUCAGUGAAAAAUCCCCCAAUCAAGCGAGUCAAAGUCCACAUGCCGACAUUUUACCUCCAAAGACACAAGUGCCUAACAUGCUGGACAUUGAGGCGCAACUCGCCAAGAUGGAGGGAUUGAAUGGAGACAGUGAUAGAUUAGAAGAUGGUGGAACUGAUACGAGACAUGUUGAUGAUGUUAAUGAAAACAAAUGCCAUCAAGAUCUAGCAGUGAAAAAAUGUUGCGAACUUACUUGUGCUCUGCAAGAUAGUCUCAAACAGGGAACUGUAAUGGCACUUGCUGCUGAUUUAGACUCACCAUCACCUCCAAACAACAAACAGCAAGUUGAUGGAAAUCUUAUACCUCUUAAGGUAAAAAAAGAUGAAGAUGACUUGGAGCCACUCCCUGUACGAGUAACACCUGCUUUGUACACUUAUUCAAAUCCCGAGAAAUCUCGUGCUGGAUCAGAAAGUCCUACAAUUUCUGAUGAAGAUAGUAACUCUUGUUCUACUACCAGUACUGUACCUGGUAAUGGUAAACAAAGUAAGAGCCUCUUAGAACAGCUACUUAUAGAAAUCCCCAAUGAUCAUCAAACACCUAGUUCUCCGAGUCCUGCCACACGAUCUUCGGUGCGAACGAGGGCGCUCUCUAAACUCAAUAGUCCUGAAUUAAAUUCACCUGUGUCUAAGAAUACUACAUCGCGUAUAGUACCGAAUACCAAAAGGAAAAGGAACGAAUCUGAUAGUUCAAAUCAGAGUUUGGAAGAUAUAAAAAAGAAGUCACGGAAAACAGUUAGUGGAACGAAUAAUACUAAUGCUGGCCAAAUGACUGACUCGGUGACGAAACCUUUGCGUCAAAACGAGACUGCAAAAGUAAAUAAUGUAAAGAAGAUAAAAGUACAAGAGGAGAGUUCAGAUAGUGAUGAGCCAUUAACAGAAAAAAUGCGAAAAUCAUCGUUAACUGUAAAUACUCAAAUGGCUAAUAUGAACUUAAUAGCGAAAAAUUCAAAAAUCACCAAAUUGGGGCCGGGGACUGUUGCUAAUAAUAAUACGACGACGAUGGUGACAUCGACAAAAGCCAGUGCGAUGGUAGUUAGUACCAGAAGGUCGGUAAGAAGCAAUAUGCCUGCGCAAAAUACAAGAAGCAAAGGCGAUAACGUUAAAGUAUCAUCUGAAACGGAUGCUUUAAGGAGAAAAACGAGGAGUGCUGUUUCUGAUGUUGAAAAUAAGCGUAAAAAAGAGGUGAAGUGACAGUAUGGGAGCGACUGCUGGGAAAGCAGUCACCUAAAUCUCCAACAACAGUUACAGCAACAUCAGCAACAAGAAGCAAAUGUAUACCAGUACCCCAUUUACCGCCCUUAUUUGUGCGAUCUGGCAUCGUCGUCGUCGUCAUCAUCAUCCGUGACGUCAUCUUCGUCAGAGACCCAAGAUGAGGACGACAGUUACAGUAGCGAGGAGGAGUCUGACGAGUAAAAUUUUUCUCCUUACCUCUAAAGCUGUACAGAUUGUGAUAUGCAACCUUAGUUAGGUCUGUAAGGAAAAUGUAGUGUUUUAAAAUUAUGGACAGACAUUCAUUUGCAGGGAGUUUGAAAAACUUUACAUAAUGUAUAUAUAUAAAUUAUUAAUAAUUUUAUGUAGAAUAGCUAAUCAUCUAUUUAUUGAAGGAAGUUCUUUUUUAUUUCAAAUUUGAUUAUUUAAAUAAAACUCAAUAUUUUGUUUGGAAAUGGAGUAAGUUAUUAUGAAUAUAGAAACUUUUAGAUGAAUAACAAAUUCAACUAUAUUUAUAUUUCUCUACAAAAAUACUUGAAGCCGAUUUUUUCAUACCUUAAGGUGUUUGCUUUGUGCUUUGGUCUUUUUUCCAUUCUUUUUUUUUUAAGUCUACAACCUAUUCUAAUUUGAUUGUUCAUCAUAGUCUCUUUCUAAUCUUUCGAUUAGAAAGAUUGUUUGAUAUUUUGUAUAAUUCAUUUUGUUUUACUAUAAAAAUCCUCGUAUCAAUCUUUAUCCAAUGAAUUUUUCAUAUAAAGUGCUAUCUAUUUUAGUGUUAUGUAUUUAGCUCUACUGAAGGUAUAGACAUGUUUUUACAAAUUCGUUUGAGUCGAUUACAAAUUUGAUUGAUGAGAGUGUCUGUCUACAAUACAAGAAUCCAGGGUUCAACAUACAUUAUGCUCCUUAUGGACCUUACUAUAACAACUAAAUAGAAUUGUAAAUAGAUAGCAAAUUUAUUGUAUAUAUAUUAUAUACAAAAUGCAUAGUUCUUACACAAGCAGAGGUGUACAUUGUAAAUGUGUUAUUUUCCAUACAAGCUACGGCAUAAAAAUAAUAUAUAUUAUUAUAUUAUACAAACUAUUUUACUUUUGUUUACUGUGAUUUUACGUAGAGUGACAUGAAAUGUAUGUGCGCGUGCGCUAACGGUAUGUUCUAACUAAUCUAAUGUAUUGGAUAUUUUAGAUGAAUAAGAACGAUUUCUGAUCUAUCUUGUUUAAUCAAUUGUUGAAUUUAUUCAUUGCUCUUUUUUAAUUCUAAUACUUCAGCUUAUAUAUUUUUCUCUUCACUAUAGUUGUAAUUGUUUGUAGUUAUAAGCUGUUUUUGAAACAGAUACACAGUAUUUGAAAUUUGAAAUGAAAUAAAGUAUUAGGUUUUUUUAUUAAAUAGUAUGUAAUAUGGCUCAUUGAAAAUCAACAUAGUGUUGUAUUAUAUGAAGAGUUUAGAAGUAAAAAGAUCUAAGUAGCAAAUUUUUUUUAAAAUGGCCUCCAAAGUUUGGUGAGAACUGAAAAUUUCUUCUGUUUACAUUACAUAUUAAGAAAUUCAUUUACAGGUAAAGUGAGAAAUAUGAACAAUUUUGGAGAUAAACUUUUAUUUCUUAUAAAAAAGACAUUAGCUAAGUAGGUAUUGGUUAUAUUUUAAUCAUAGUCAAAUAUUAAGCUGGCAUCUUGUUUUUUAGGGGGUAGAAACAGAAUUGUAUUCUUAGGAUCUUUGAUAAAUAAGUAGAAGAUUGAAAAUCAUACCGAGAAACUAUUGAAUUCCAUGUAAGAAUAUCCAGUAUAAAAAAAUUAAUCGUCAGUAUGUGUUAUAUUAACUACACAUUAACAAUUUUCCAAUUUUUAUUUUUUAAUAAAAUACAAAAUUUAUAAGAAAUAUUAUAAUAUUAAAAUCAGUACCAACAACUUAAGCAGCAGAAACACAACCCGAUUUCUUGAGAACCUCUUCAGACAUCACUUAUAUCAGAUGUAAAUGUUGGAUAUUCCAGAACAAAGAUCAAAGCACAUUAUUGCCUUAAAUAGUAAACUUUGUUGUCAAAAGAAAAAUUGGUAAUGUUUUAUGCUGCUGCUUUUUUACCUUAUGCAAUUCGUACAUACUUUUUCUUUUCUUCAUUAGAUGGCAGAUGACUCAUUACUGAUAUUUCGUCUUUAUCGAUGGAAAUAUCCCUUCAUAGAUAUACUUUUUGCGAAUGUUUGAGUCGUAAGAAAAGUAUCUUGUGUUUGGAUUCUGAUUGUAUGAGUAAUGGCUUUUGUAUCACGCAAAAGCCUCAAUGAUCUAUCACGUUUUGUUUUCGACUUUCGAUAUCUUAUUCUUUGGGAUUAUCUCACACCUUUUAUCUUGUUCUCCAAAGUCAUGAUUGUCAAUUUUAUUGCAGAUUGCCUUAAAAUGACCAUCUGUUACAUCGAUUGCUUUUUAAAAAAUAAUUUACAUAUACGAUGGUCAAGUUGCCUAAUCUUUGUGCUGUAUAUUAGUCAGCUAUUUUCUUUAAAGUUUUGUUUGAUAAACUAUUCACAAACUAAAUGCUUUCUUUCUUAUUCUAUGAAUUUAGAACAUUCGUAUUGACAGCUAUAAUUAAAUUCUUGAACAUUGUUUUUUCCUUCCAACUUUUCUCCUAUUGGUAUACUCUUCACCUUUCUUCCUUUAUAUAGUUUUCCCAAUGUUUUCAUUUUGUUGCCCUUUUCGACCUCUCUUUAGUGUAACGGUUAAUAUACCUCACAUUUUUAGUUUUAAAACAUCUUCAAUGAAAUUCUGACCAUGAACAUUUUUCAUGCACUAAAUUCUUGGAGUCAAUUUCACUACGAUUUCCUUCAUCCAAUGAAUUUUUAGAGUAACUUUCGUUCGGUAUACUUUAUUCCACAAUCUGCCUCUUGACUCUAAAAUAACGCAAUAUUCCAUUUUUCUAGUAAAACAACUACAUAACCUAACCAAUAAAAAAUAUUCUUGUGGAAAAUUAUGCACUCAUUUUGAUAAAUUGGCUGAUGUAGAGGACAAGUGUCAUUCAUACACAAAAAGUUAAAUACUUGAAGCACUUAUAUUUUCGAAUACGAUUUGUAAAUGAUCUUAACAAAGUACCUAUUGGUGUUGCUUAGGCGUUAUCACUACCAAAUAAAAUAUUCAUUUUCUUUAUAAGACUUCUUAACACGUCGAAAGAUGGCGUCAUCUCACAAUUUUCACUUGAAUAAUUUUUGCAGAAACAGAAACGGAACUACUGAACACUGUGAAUAGAAAUUUGUACUUAGGACAUUUCGCCGAAAUGUCACUUAAUUAUUUUUGCUUCUAAACCCUUCAUAUAUAAAUCUAUCAUAUUGGAAAAUAUUUUGUGGAACAAAAAAAUAUCAAUUCAAAAACAUAAACAACUUAAUUCCAAUAUAUCAAAAUGAAUUUCAACUUAACGUGGCAAUAAAUUACAACAAACUUUAUUGUUCAAUUGGAUGCUCAAGUAUACUUCGAGUAAAAACAAAAUGAGAAUUUUUCAGUGAUAAUAAAUUGAAUUGAAAAUAUUAGUUAUAAAAAAUGUGACCAAUAAAUCAACUUGGAAAACAUUAUCAACAACGAUAUUUACAUUUUUCAGUAUUUCACCUAUAAUUUUAUCACAAAAUUGCAUUAUUUUUUCCUCAAGUCUUUAAGAUUUGUACCUAUUGUGUUUAAAAGCAAAAAAAACACUUUUGGAUAUAAAUAUGAUUCAGAGAUCCAUUUGAUUGCACAAAUCAUGUAGAUUCAUUUAAAAAUAAUAAAUAGGUUUUCAAAAAGUGUUCGUUUUCAAUACGUUCUUUUGAAAUUUACACUGGUAGAUUGUAAUUAGGUAUUAAAGUUUGUACAUUGACAUACUUUAUUACGAUUGUUUUCAAAUGUUGACAUUCACUAGCUGCUGCUUUAAAUCUACUGUUAUUAUUUUCUAUAACCUUUACAUUUUUUGUUUCAUAGAUUAUUUAUAUCAAUAUUUUUAGAAAAAAAGUCAAUGUUCGAAAUUUAAUAUUUUAAAAUACAGAUUAAUAUAUUGAUACUGGAAAAAUAUUUGCUGACUUUUCCAAUAUGUGUUUAUUUGGAACAUACUGUAUAGGUGUACAGUUGUUGAUUGACAUUGUUUAUUGUUUAGCUUAGUUGUACUUUUAUGUAAUUUGUUUUAUUUAUAUACCAUGGAGCCUUGUAAAAUUUAGACCAGUUUGUGAGAAAAAGGAAAUCUUAGGAAUCAAUUUGUUCAGGUAAUACUUCCCAAUAUUUUAGAAAAAUAAUGAUAUUUCGAACAAUAAAUGUUAUAAAAAACAAAUUAUGUAAAAUUACAAGCCACAAACCCUAGUUGACGUUUCAAGGAAGAUAAUGCGAAAAAAUUAUAUAAUUUAGAUAAGCUAAUAAAAAAAUUAUAAACACAAAAUUUCAAAUAUCAGAUUAAUAAUUAAAUAUACAAGGGUAGAGUAUAAGGGUUCGACCAAAAAAGACAAUAAAUUGUGGCAUUGAAAAUCUUUAUGAGUUUAUUAACCGAUUAGUUUCUAGUAUAAAUUUUUAUUUUAUUAAUCAUUGGAAUGACUAAAUGGAAACACUGAAUCUUUCAUUAUUUUUUAUAGUUUGUACAUGAAAUGGCUGUAGGUGUUGAACAUUUGAAUUCAUUAUUUCAUAAUAAUGUAAUAUAAAUAUGGAUUAUUGUCAAUUUAAAUUCGAACCAACUAAAUAUAUAAAUAUUUACUUGAUGCUGUAUAAAAAUAAUCACUUAUCUAUUGGCAAUCAUAAAAGUCCUACUCUGUGUUUCUUACGAUAUUAAAGUCAAUCAAAAAUAGACUUGAACAAUACCACAAACUGGCCUAAAUGAGUAUUUUUUGUUUCUUUACGUAAAAUACAAUUGACUUGUAAUGUUCUUAAUUGUAGAUUUGUGGAAAGGUUGAUGAUUAUAAACUAUACAUUGUUAAAUAGAAAUACCUUAAUAUUUAUUUCAAGAUUUUUUUAUUCGAUUUUAUUUCUUUAUUGAUAUGGCGUUGCUUUGUUUUUGUGUUAUGAUCCAGUGAAGCGUAAAUGUUUUUUCAAUAAAUAGCCUGUGUUAUUA